UCAACUCGGGAGCUGCUAGCCCGAUAUGACAUGUGAUGGUUUGGAGGAAAAUAAACGCGUUUUGUGAAAAAAACAAAAUGGAAAUUCACAUACUGCCAAGUUUGCUGGUGUUGUCUUUCAUAGCUACCGCUUUCGGCGAUGGUGGUGAGCUGGCGUUAGUUCAGGAGUUGUCUUCCAAGCCGGCCCAGAAGCUGUCUAGAUACGGUUGGUAUGGCAACAUCAGGCUGACCAUGUUCCGUAUCCCGGACGACACCGUCGCCGCCCGCUGGCUGUUCACUGUAACCAGGGGCAGCGGUUUCCACUGUGGAACACACAACGUCACCAUUUCCAUGAGUUGGGGAGCUCCUCCAGUCAUCGACCCAGUAGGACGGGUGUUUCCUAACAACACGGUGACAACAUCAGUCCUCUCACUCAUCCUUCCUGUGACAUCAUCACAAAGCAACAUGACCUUUAACCUCUCUAACCCCGCCCCCGGAGACUGGUACCUGGCGGCUCACCUGCCCCAAGACGAUGGACGCAUCGAACACAAGGGCUUCCCGUCCUGCUCCUACUACUUCCAGCCCCAGCUGUCAGUCAGGAGAGCAGUGGACACACCCAUCCUGCAGGCCACGCCCCUAACCCAGACCGCCUCCCCCGACAGACCUGCACUACUCAAGUAAGGAGCUAACCAAGCUAGUGGACAGAGAGAGGUCUGGGUUAACCCUAACCCUAACCCUAACCCACCAAGCUAGUGGACAGAGAGAGGUCUGGGUUCACUUCUAAAAUGACAUUUAUUGUCUGCCCAACCAUGUACUUAAACCAUGACUAGCUAUGAUGCCAAUAUUUAAUGAUAUAGCUCCCGUUUGGCUAAUGUCUCUUCUGUCAACCUUGAUCACGG
This is a messenger RNA of Coregonus clupeaformis (lake whitefish), 877 nucleotides long. RefSeq names its product post-GPI attachment to proteins factor 6-like. The transcript is spliced from 4 exons. Lineage: Eukaryota; Metazoa; Chordata; Actinopteri; Salmoniformes; Salmonidae. Bases 36 to 659 code for a protein of 207 amino acids. Gene Ontology annotation, cellular component: plasma membrane. The record is from RefSeq and is a predicted model, not a curated record.